Notothenia coriiceps (black rockcod) is the source of this 3301-nucleotide messenger RNA. It is a transcript of the gene smarcal1, whose product is annotated as SWI/SNF related, matrix associated, actin dependent regulator of chromatin, subfamily a-like 1. The transcript has 17 exons. Gene Ontology annotation, molecular function: ATP binding. Gene Ontology annotation, biological process: DNA repair; replication fork processing. The record is from RefSeq and is a predicted model, not a curated record. Lineage: Eukaryota; Metazoa; Chordata; Actinopteri; Perciformes; Nototheniidae. The coding region runs from base 417 to 3125 and encodes 902 amino acids. Gene Ontology annotation, cellular component: nuclear replication fork.
CGCUUGUUUUUCUACGUCACUUCCUGCGCGGCAGUCCCUUCUCGAACCAGCUAACUUUUAGCAACAUGUCAACUAGCUUCAAAUGUAUCGCCCUGCGUCGUUCUUAGACACUUUUAAAUCCUUGCAGUCUUUAGAUGGCACUGUUUGUCAUGUGAUAUCCGAAUAAGUGCUCACUUAAACCGCUGUUGACAUAUUUCUAGCUUAUGUUGCUCAGUUUGACUGCCGCUAGCAACGUUAUCUGGUACCCGUUAGCAAAGGAGGCUGCGGUUAAAGUUGACUAACUUUUAGGAUAUAGUUGUAUUGAUAGUCCUUUCAUUGCAUGGAUCAUGUGUUUCUAGGUAAUUAAAGUGUUGGCUAACUCUGAGAGCCUCGUUAGUAGUGUGUUUACGUUAGUUGCAGCUAAGUAAACCAUCAUCAUGUCUAAUCAGCUGACGACAGAGCAGCAGCGAAAGAUCGAUGAAAACAGACGCAGAGCUUUGGAGAGAAGAGCACAAAGACUUGAACAGACUAUCAGCGACAAUAAGCAGACCCCGGCAGACUCCACCAAUACUUCAGUGCAGGUACAGACCUCCAAACGUCGACUCGACUCAGAUUCUGCUGCUGCUCCUCACAGAGAAACCCUGAGCUCAGCUUCUGCACCUAAACGGUUUGUUCCGCCCUUCAAAAAAGACUCUGGUUCAAAGCAACAGCUAUUAUCUACCUCUGGCAACACAAUCCACCAGAAUACUAACUAUGCAUCUACAAGACAGAUACAAGUCAUUGACCCACUUCCUCAACAUGUGAGAAGCCCUGUCUUGUCUACUGGAGGAAGCUUUGGUGUAAAGCCGGCUCACCCCAAACCAAACCUAACCUCCAACAGCUCUGAUGGUGCAGUUGUGCCUUUCUACAAGCAAACCAGUAAACCGUGCCAGAGUCCUGUGGCACCGCUUUCCUCCCUCUCAUCAACUUUCAAUGCUGUAUCUGCAAAAAAGCCUGCCAUCUCUGUAAGAGGAAAAUGUGUAGCUCACACAGAGGGCCGCUUCAGAGUAGAAGUGGGCUACCACGCCCAACUGAUUGUCGUUUUCAAAUCCAUCCCAUCAAAGAACUAUGACCCAGCCACAAAGAUGUGGAACUUCAGUCUGGAGGACUAUCGAGUGCUAAUGGAGGAAGCUGCUGCCGUGGCUUCUGCGUCUUUGCGGCCUCUGGAGGGAAUGGAGGCGUUGGACGUAGCGGCAGCCACCAGCGCAGCCUGUGACGGGGCAGCACUGGGGGCGCUGCUGAAGCUGUGUAACGGCUGGCAGAAACCUGGGGCCACAGUGCAGGGCCAGUGCGUCCUGGUGUCCCCGACAAAGUUUGAGGUCGACAUCGGUUACCAUGUGGACGUGAUUGCGGCAUGCAAGCAGAUGCCAACAAAGAGCUAUGACUUGAAGACAAAAAAGUGGAGUUUUUCCCUUGCAGACUACAAGAGACUCUUGGAUGUCCUCAGUGGGAUAGCAGCAGUGGAGGUGGAGCCUCUGCCCAGGGCAAUAGUCCAGGCUUUCUCUGCCAGGUUUGAUGGGACAGAAGCCAGGUCUUUAGACGUCCCUGAGGCCGACCUCUCCAGCGUCGAACCCUCGCUCACCUGCAGCCUUAUGCCCUUCCAGAGGGAAGGAGUCAAUUUUGCAGUGUCUAAACAAGGCCGCCUCCUCCUGGCGGAUGACAUGGGCCUGGGGAAGACGGUGCAGGCCAUCUGUAUAGCAGCUUACUACAGGAAUGAGUGGCCUCUGCUGGUGGUGGCUCCCUCCUCUGUGCGAUUCACCUGGGCCGAGGCCUUCAGACGCUGGCUCCCCUCCCUGGGUCCUGACAGCAUCAACGUGGUGGUGAAGGCCAAAGAAAAUCUUCACGCUGGUUUGGUCAACAUCGUCAGCUACGACCUGUUGAGCCGGAUCGACAAGCAGCAGCUAGCAACCACCUUCAAUAUUCUCAUCAUGGAUGAGAGUCACUUUCUGAAGAACAUGAAGACUGCUCGGUGUAAAGCAGCCUUGCCUCUGCUGAAGGCAGCGAAGAGAGUGAUGCUUCUGUCCGGCACCCCCGCCAUGUCCAGACCCUCUGAGCUCUACACACAGAUCCUGGCCGUCAAACCCACACUGUUCCCUCGCUUCCAUGAGUUCGGCAUGCGCUACUGCGCUGCUGCACAGUCGACUUGGGGGUGGGACUACUCGGGCUCCUCUAACCUGGGAGAGUUGAAGCUGUUGCUGGAGGAGUGUUUGAUGUUACGCCGGCUCAAAAGCGAAGUCCUCUCGCAGCUUCCUGCUAAACAACGCAAGGUUGUCACGGUGACAAUAGAGGGUGUCAACGGCCGCAUAAAAGCUGCUCUGUCAGCUGCUGCCAGCCAGUUGGCCAAUCAACAGCGCAAUAAGAAGGAAGAGAAGGACGCCCUCCUGGUCUUUUAUAACCACACAGCUGAAGCCAAGCUGCAAGCCAUUAUGGAGUACAUCACAGACAUGCUGGAGUGUGGGAGGGAGAAGUUUCUUGUGUUCGCCCAUCAUAGGUUAGUCCUGGAUCAUAUCAGCAGCGAACUGGGAAAAAAGAAUGUGAGUUUUAUCCGUAUUGACGGCUCCACAUCCUCUGCUGAUCGGCAGCUGCUGUGUAAUCGGUUUCAGAGCUCCACUCAGACCUGCGUGGCUGUUCUCUCCAUCACGGCCGCCAACAUGGGCCUCACGCUGCACGCCGCCGACCUGGUGGUCUUCGCUGAGCUUUUCUGGAACCCGGGGGUUCUCGUGCAGGCAGAGGACAGGGUGCACCGUAUUGGACAGACCAGCAAUGUGAACAUUCACUACCUGGUUGCCAAGGGAACAGCUGAUGAUCACCUGUGGCCACUGAUCCAGCAGAAAAUGAAUGUCUUGGAGCAAGUGGGAUUGUCUGAGUCAAACCUCUCUGACAAAGCAGUAAUCACCAGCUUCCACUCUAAGGACCCUAACCAAAGGAGCAUCAUGGAGAUGUUCCAGAGGUCUUUCACUGCGGGAGACGACAUGGACGAUGCCCUCUUACUGGAGGCUGCAGACGACUGGGACGCCCCCCCGCCUGAAAACAGUUCUGCUCAACAUCACGGUGUGGCCGGACAGAACCCCAGCAAGAGGAGCAUCAAAGACCACUUCAGCAGAUGACUCUGAAACUUUCCCUAUUAACAUCAUUUUGUUUGGACUUUUUAAACAACUUGUGUUAAGCCUAUCAUGACUUUUCAGAGAUACUUUUUGUAAAAGAUGUAAAAUAACUGAACAAACUUAUAUAUGUUUUUGACAAAUGAGAAAAAAUUAAUAAAUGUGUUAAAACUUUUAACUUG